Messenger RNA from Knipowitschia caucasica, 558 nucleotides. Lineage: Eukaryota; Metazoa; Chordata; Actinopteri; Gobiiformes; Gobiidae. The record is from the annotation of a GenBank genome assembly.
AUGUAUGCCCUCACCGUGGCGCCGCUCCCUCACCUCUCUCACACGGCCGACUCUGUGAACAUAAAGAUCCUGAACGCUGGGGCGUGGUCGCGCAGCAGUGAGAAGGUGUUUGUGUCGCUGCCCACGGAGUUGGAGGACCUCAUCCCGGAGGUGGAGGACUUCUACAAGAAGAACCACAGCGGGAGGAAGCUGCACUGGCAUCACCUCAUGUCCAACGGCAUCGACCUCAAGUGGGAGCCGACCAUCAGCUCCCUCAUCAAGAAGGCCCAGCAGAGGAUGUACUUCCUGCGGCAGCUCAGGAAAGCCAAGCUGCAGUUCUACACGGCCAUCAUCGAGUCCAUCCUCAUCUCCUCCAUCACCUCCUCCAUCACCUCCUCCAUCACCUCCUCCAUCACCGUGUGGUUCGCUGGAGCCACUGUCUGGGACAAGCAGAGACUACAGUGUAUUGUGCGCUCUGCGGAGAAGGCCGGACUGGUCGUAUCACUGCUGACCCCUCUCACCCCUCACAUGAACUGUUCCAACCUCUCCCUUCGGGCAGGAGAAUACUGUCCAUCAUAA